This is a messenger RNA of Lolium perenne, 3705 nucleotides long. The record is from RefSeq and is a predicted model, not a curated record. NCBI's taxonomy places the organism in Eukaryota, Viridiplantae, Streptophyta, Magnoliopsida, Poales, Poaceae.
AUGAAGGCUGAGCCCAAGAUGGCUCGCUUGAUGGAGAAAGCCGGCUUUACUCUUCAGCGAAACAACAGGAUACCCCCACCACCCGCGGUGUGCGAGGAGUGGUGGAGGCAAGCAGAAGAUCUCAUCAAAAGGAAGCACAAGGCUCGUCCCAAGUUCGGGCUUGGCUACAUCAAGCUCGAAGGAUCCGACGAGGAAGAGGAGGGCUCACGAUUCACUUGUCAUGCUACUUUCGUUUCUUCAGGGGACGAUGCCGAAAGUUCACAUCGCGGUAUUCACCGACAAAGCUACCACGACGGUGAGCCAUCGGAGGUAGAGGAGGAGCUCGGGUCUACAUCAGCUCCACCAGAGUUAGAAGAUGGCGGACAACCCACCGUCGAUGAGCUCGUUGAAAUCAACCUUGGGACGGAAGAUGAUCCACGCCCAACUUUUGUUAGUGCCACGCUGACAGAAGAGGAGCGAGAAGGCUAUCGAUGCUUUCUAAUGGAGUACAGGGAUUGCUUUGCCUGGAACUACAAGGAGAUGCCGGGCCUCGACCCUCGUGUCGCCACUCACAAGCUGGCGAUUGACCCAUAUCACCGUCCGGUCAAGCAGCCUCCGCGACGCUUACGUCCAGAGUUUGAAGACCAGGUCAUCGCCGAGGUAGACAAACUUAUCCUUGCAGGUUUCAUCAAGGAGGCUAAGUACACCCGGUGGCUCGCAAAUAUCGUGCCCGUGGAGAAGAAGAACGGCCAGGUACGGGUCUGCCAGGACUUCCGCGACCUAAACCGAGCAUGCCCCAAGGACGACUUUCCCUUGCCCAUCACGGAGAUGGUCGUCGACUCCACCACGGGCCAUGGCGCACUGUCCUUUAUGGAUGGUUCGUCUGGCUAUAAUCAGAUCAAGAUGGACCCAGAAGACGCCAUCGACACCGCGUUCCGGACCCCGAAGGGCAACUUCUACUACACCGUCAUGCCAUUCGGCUUGAAGAAUGCAGGUGCAACAUACCAACGCGCCAUGACGUACAUACUCGGAGACCUCAUCCAUCAGUCGGUGGAAUGCUACGUCGACGACAUGGUGGUCAAGACCAAAGAACGCCAAGAUCACAAGGAGGACCUGCGGGUUGUCUUUGAGCGUCUACGUCGACACCAGCUCAAGAUGAACCCGUUGAAAUGCGCCUUCGCCGUGCAAUCAGGGCUCUUCCUCGGCUUCGUCGUUCACCAUCGAGGCAUAGAGAUCGAGCCCAAGAAGAUCAAGGCCAUCCUCAACAUGCCGCCACCCUGCAAUCUCAAGGAGUUGCGGGCCUUGCAGGGAAAGCUGGCAUACAUUCGUCGUUUCAUCUCCAACCUCUCCGGACGCAUUCAGCCCUUCUCAAGCCUUAUGAAGAAAGGAACUCCGUUCGUAUGGGAUGAAGCUUGUCAAAGAGGCUUCGAUGACAUCAAGAGGUACUUGCUUAGUCCACCCGUCUUGGCAGCUCCUGUAAAAGGGCGCCCCCUUAUUCUGUAUAUUGCAGCGCAGCCUGCUUCGAUAGGCGCUCUACUCGCUCAACACAAUGAUGAAGGGAAGGAGGUGGCUUGCUACUACCUAAGCCGCACCAUGGUGGGUGCCGAGCGGAACUACUCUCCAAUAGAGAAGUUAUGCUUAGCGCUAAUUUUCUCCUUGAAGAAGUUGAGACACUACAUGCUAGCGCUACAAAUCCACCUCGUUGCAAGAGCGGAUCCUAUAAGGUACGUACUAAGCCAGCCUGCGUUGAUGGGGCGACUAGGAAAAUGGGCACUCCUCAUGAUGGAGUUUGACCUAACCUUUGUCCCCCAGAAAGCGAUCAAGGGGCAAGCCUUGGCAGAUUUCCUUGCAGCGCACCCCAUCCCCGAGGACUCCCCGCUCAUCACCAACCUUCCUGAUGAGGAGGUGUUCACCGCCGAGCUCGAAGGUCCAUGGGAGCUCUACUUCGACGGUGCUUCCCGUACGGAGGCCAAUUCAGACGGAACCCCAAGACGAAGAGCCGGCGCAGGACUGGUGUUCAAGACUCCACGAGGGGAGGUGAUGUAUCACUCCUUCUCCCUUCUUAAGGAGGAGUGCUCCAACAACGAGGCGGAGUACGAGGCACUCAUCUUUGGCCUCCUCCUGGCUCUCUCUAUGGAUGUCCGUUCUUUACGGGCCUAUGGAGAUUCUCAGCUCAUCGUCAGGCAGGUCAACGGUAUCUAUGAAGUACGCAAGCCUGAACUGGUGCCGUACUACAAUGCGGCCCGGAAUCUCAUGGGGAAAUUUCUUCAGAUUGAAGUUCUCCAUGUGCCACGAAGCAGAAACGCGCCUGCGGACGCCUUGGCGAAACUGGCGGCAGCACUGGUGCUUCCAGAUGAUAAAUCCAUGCAGGUGACGGUCGAAGAAAGGUGGCUUCUUCCCGCUGUUCUGGAACUCAUCCCACCGGAGUACGAAGUCAACUCCAUCACAACAAACAUGGUGGAAGAGGAUGAGUGGCUGCAACCCUUCCUCGACUACUUCAAGCACGGCAGCCUCCCCGACGACCCCGUCAAGAGGCGCCAACUCCAAAGACGAUUGCCCUCCUACGUCUAUAAGGCCGGUGUCUUAUACAAACGGUCUCAUGGGCAGGAGAUCCUACUUAGGUGUGUCAACCGAGGUGAGGCUGAAAAGAUUUUGCAGGAAAUGCACCACGGAGUCUGUGGCGGACACCAAGGCGGAGCAAAGAUGUACCACGGCAUACGCUUAGCUGGGUACUAUUGGCCCGGUAUCAUGACGGACUGCCUUCGGGUAGCCAAGUCAUGCCACGGCUGCCAAAUCCACGGCGACUUCAAGCAUCAACCGCCGGUUCCUCUACACCCCACUGUUCCCUCCUGGCCAUUCGACGCCUGGGGAAUCGACGUCAUCGGCCCGAUCGAUCCACCUUCCUCGAGGGGCCAUCGUUUUAUCCUUGCAGCGACAGACUACUUCUCCAAAUGGGCGGAAGCUGUCCCGCUGCGGGAGGUGAAGAGCGACAACGUCAUCAACUUCCUAGAGCGAAAUAUUAUAUAUCGCUUUGGGAUUCCACAUCGCAUCACCUCGGACAACGGCAAGGCCUUCAAGUCCAAGAAGAUGUACAGGUUCAUGGCGAAGUACAAGAUCAAGUGGAACUACUCCACCGGCUACUACCCUCAAGCCAAUGGAGCCAUCGAAGCCUUCAACAAGACGCUCGGCAAGAUACUCAAGAAGACGGUGACAAGACAUAGAAGAGACUGGCAUGACCGUCUCUUCGAGUCUUUAUGGGCGUACCGCGUCACGGUCCGUACCCCAACUCAAUCUACUCCCUACUCCCUCGUUUAUGGAAGUGAAGCCGUACUUCCAUUGGAGGUCCAGCUACCCUCUCUACGGGUGGCCAUUCAAGAUGAACUCACCAAGAACGAACAGGUACACCUGCGAUUCCAGGAGCUCGACGCCCUCGAGGAGGAGCGUCUUUAUGCCCUGCAGAACUUGGAGCUUUAUCGCCAGAACAUGGUGAGAGCCUACGACAGGCUCGUCAAGCAUCGCGUGUUCCGGAAAGGUGAACUAGUCCUUGUGCUAAGGCACCCUAUCGUUGUCACACAUAAGACGAAAGGGAAGUUCGAGCCAAAGUGGGAAGGACCCUACGCCAUCGAGCAAGUCUACGACGGGGGUGCAUACCAGCUGGUCGAUUCUCGAGGAUCCCGGCCUAUGCCCCCAAUCAACGGAAGGUUCCUCAAGAAGUAUUUUUGUUGA